Molecule: messenger RNA, 2859 nt
Organism: Austrofundulus limnaeus
Lineage: Eukaryota; Metazoa; Chordata; Actinopteri; Cyprinodontiformes; Rivulidae
Product: nuclear factor of activated T-cells, cytoplasmic 3
Biological process (GO): calcineurin-NFAT signaling cascade; regulation of transcription by RNA polymerase II; cytokine production
Cellular component (GO): transcription regulator complex
Molecular function (GO): transcription factor binding; DNA-binding transcription factor activity, RNA polymerase II-specific; RNA polymerase II cis-regulatory region sequence-specific DNA binding
Source: RefSeq, a predicted model, not a curated record
GUUCAUUGAACGCAGCAGCAGAAGCAGCAGCGGAGUUAAGUCGCUUUACGGACCCGGUAGAGAACUUGGCUCAACAGUGGGCUUCAGGGUGUAGUUCCUCGAAUACAGAAGGAUUUAUUUGCCGCCGAGCUGCUGAGAAACAACUUUUAGCUGUGAAUUUGUCGUCGUGUUCGCGUUGGCGCCUCGGUUACACGGAGUUCUGCUUUAGUCUGAUGGAAGUGAGUGAGACAGUUUCAGAUCUGGAUGUAAAGACGCCCUCCUCAUCAACACAGGUUUCACUGGAGCAGCUCUUGAACCAGGAGCUGCAGAGUCCCUCUCCAUGUUUACAAGUGAUUGCAAAUGAUUACAGACAUGCUGGCAGUCAGUCUCAGGGGCCUUACUGUGGCCCCCACGGCAGUCCCAGAGUCUUUGACUGCCCCAGCAUCCAGAUUACCUCCAUUUGUCACAACGUUCAUGUGGAUGCUGGCAGUAACCUGGAUGUUUCGGCAGCUGGUGGUGCAGAGGCCGCAUACUAUGAACCGUCGUGGAACAGAGAUCAGCUCUACCUGCCUCUGGACGCCUCAUAUCGAGAAUCAGCACUCAGCCCAAGUCCCUGCAGCAGCCUGUCGUCCAGGAGCUGGGUGUCAGACCUCUCUUCUUGUGACUCUUUCUCUCAUGUUAACAAUUACGUAGACGGAGAGCUGCAUGACGCUGCCCUCCUCGCUCUGGGCUCACCGGGAUGUGGAGGUGGUGCGUUUGGGGUGGAGCUAUGGCAACAGAAGUACCAGCAUCCAGUAGCUUUCAGCCCGGUGUUGUCACCACAUCAGUCACCCCGGCAGUCACCGAGCCACUCCCCUCGCACCAGUAUCACAGAGGAUACCUGGCUGAACUGCUGGCCCAACUCCAGGCCAUCAUCCAGACCGACCUCUCCCUGUGGGAAGAGACGCCACGCCAGCUCUGACCGUCGUGCUCGCUCCCCCUCCCCUCACCACUCGCCCAGCCCCACUCCAGGCACGUCUCCACGGGGCAGUGUGACGGAAGAAAACUGGCUGGGAAGUCCUGCUGAUACCUCUGUAGCACUCCUCAUUCCUGGUUGCCAAGAGCUGGAUGUCCCUUCCAAAACCAGAAGAACAUCAGGAAGUCAUCUUGGCCUCUUGGCUGGUGACCCUAGUCCUGAAUCCUACCUGGAUCCCUGUAGAGAGGAAAAACGAGAACAGGGUGGCUUAGCUGAGCUCUUCCUCCCAGUUCCAUUCAACUUCAGCUGGAACAAGCCCAAACCUGGAAACCCACCAUUGUUCAGCCCCUCGUCACCACCCCCUCUGGACUGGCCUCUGCCUAACCAGUAUAACCAGACUGAGCUAAAACUGGAGGUCCAGCCCAAGUCCUUUCACAGAGCACACUAUGAGACAGAGGGCAGCAGAGGAUCCAUCAAAGCAUCAACUGGUGGACAUCCGGUCAUCAAAUUGAACGGGUACAGCGAGCAGCCGCUCAGUCUGCUGCUGUUCAUCGGCACAGCAGACGACCGGGCCAUUCGUCCUCAUUCCUUCUACCAAGUCCACCGAGUGACGGGGAAGAACGUUACCACCAUCUGCCAGGAGAAGGUGAUGGGCUCCACCAAAGUCCUGGAUGUCCCUCUGCUUCCAGAAAACAACAUGUCCGUCAGCAUUAAUUGUGCUGGCAUACUGAAGCUACGUAAUGCUGACAUCGAGCUGAAGAAAGGAGAGAUCGAUGUGGGGCGGAAAAACACGAGAGUACGAGUUGUGUUCAGAGUGGCUGUUCCUCAGCAGGAUGGUCAGAUGCUGUGGCUGCAGACUGCAUCUGUUCCAAUAGAGUGCUCCCAGAGAUCAGGCCAGGAGCUGCCACAUGUGGAGAGCUUUUAUCCAAGCAGCUGCUCUGUGGAGGGUGACGAGGAGCUGGUUAUCUCUGGGUCCAACAUGUCUGCUCAGUCUAGAGUUGUUUUUAUCCAGAAAGGGCUGGACGGAAGAUCGCUGUGGGAAAUGGAUGCCAGAGUUCUGCCAGAAAAAAGCAAUGAUUCCAAGAUUGUGGUGGUGGUCCCCAGUUACAACAAGAAAACGUCAUCCCCUGUCCAUGUCCAGUUCUUUGUCUCAAAUGGAAAGAAAAGAAGAAGCCUAAUGCAGAACUUCACCUUCGUACCUGGAGUCAGACAGCACGCUGCUGGCCCAGGGUUCAAACAGGAGCUCUGGGAGGCAGACCACAUUCUGUAUCAGCUGCCCUCCCAGGAUGGGGCUUCCUUUGAUUCAUGCGCUCAUCUUCACUAUCCUGCAUCCUCCUCUCUUCCACUCCAAGCAUCAGUUAUGUUUCCCCACACAGCUUCAGCCCCAAACCUGACUCCACUUCAGAAGGAGGGGCUGAUCCAUGCUCAGGCCUCUGCCUCCCCUGUCCAAAUCCUCAAUGCACCUUGCUCUAUGUCCUUUGGUGGACAGCUCGGCAAACCGUCCUCAAGUUCCAGUAAUACUUUCAAACCUCCUGCUGACUCCCAGAAGGAAUUCUUGGAUUUGAUCCCAGGAGAACUGCUGAAUAUCAAACGGGAGCCAGAGGCACAGCCUAACCUGGAAUCACUGGGUCUUCAAGAGAUUACGCUGGAUGACUUGAACGAGAUCAUCGACAGAGACAUUGGCAGCCUGAGCAGCGCAGACCAGUUCCACCAGUACGACUAGGACAAAGGGUCCAGCAUCCAGUCUUUCUGCAGAGACCCUCUGUAGUUGAUCAGACACUUGGAACUGAUCUUUAAGUGCCUGAAAACCUUUUAAUAUGUCUAAGGGGUCAUUUCCACAUUGUCUCAGGAAAACAGCAAAACAUCUGGGGUCGGAUUUAUAAAACUGGCGUARGCACAAUUUGAGCCCAGAAACUUGCGUACGC